Molecule: messenger RNA, 1464 nt
Organism: Vicia villosa (hairy vetch)
Lineage: Eukaryota; Viridiplantae; Streptophyta; Magnoliopsida; Fabales; Fabaceae
Exons: 3
Coding region: 1-1464 (487 amino acids)
Source: RefSeq, a predicted model, not a curated record
AUGGCUUAUCAAAAACCUGUAGUAGAAUCUAAAACUAUUCCACUGAAAAUAUUGGUGGACAAACAAAGAAACAAAGUUGUUUUUGUUGAAACAACUAAAGACUUUGUUGACACUCUUUUUAGUUUCCUUUCUCUUCCUCUUGCUACCAUUGUUCGUCUCUUAGAAACAAAUAACAACAAUAACCAACAACCACAGCAACCAGAAACAUCACCGUUCCUUGAUAACAUGAGAAAUCUCUACCAAUCCGUCCAAAACCUCGACUCGGACGAUGUUUGGAACAACCAUCUGUGCAAACAAAUAUUGUUGCGUCCCAAGAAUCCAUGUGAAUCCCUUUGCACGAAGUUGUUCAUGAAUAUUGAUAACACUGAACUAUCAAAUAAGUAUUUUGUUUGUUUUUCUUGUUACAAGUUCACAACUUUUCAAAAUGUUGGUUAUAGUUGUACAUGCGGAAGUUCCUCUAUUAGAGAGGCCUGGAAUUUGGAUUCUGAGAACCAGAAUAAUGCCCAAGAUGGUGUAUUAUUUGUUAGAAAAAAUGGACCAAUGUUUCUGAUUUCUGAUGAUUUGAAGAUUGUGCCAAGUUCAAUGUUGAGUUCCUUAGAGAUGUUGAUCCAAUCGGGCCAUUCCGACUUGACUCAAUUAGAAGAAAUCACACACAACAUUGGCAAGCAUGAGAUGUUAAACCUCCUGAAGUAUACCUUAAUCUCUCAGGAGCCUCUAACGAAUACAAUUUUGGCAAGUAAUUCCAUAAACAAAGACAUUACGCCUAACCAAAUUGCAUCCGUUGUUAGAGAAACUCCCUUGGCUAAUGACAACACCCGGAAAAUGGUUGUUAAAGUAAUGCAAAGUAAAUCUCAGAAAAAUAUAAUCUAUGCAGAAACCAAAGGAGAUUUUGUUGACUUCAUUUUUAGGUUUCUUACCAUGCCAUUAGGAUCCAUAGUAAAGCGUUUGGGAGUAAACUCUUUUGCCGGACCUGUUGGUAAUUUGUACGAGAGUAUGGAGAGCUUUGAUCCGACUUCAGUGUUUCUCAAUCCUGGCAUAGUACAACAAUCUAAUUGUCUAAACCAUCCUCUUAACAUUCCCCAUGUCCUACCACGUCCCGCUACAUAUUAUUAUGACUAUAAAAUUGGAGGAGUGAUUUCUAAGUCAUCGGAAUCUAGCUCAAGAAUAAAACCCAUUGUUUCACGGGACUUCGACAUGUUAAAAGGUGUUGUGGGAUUUGUGAAGCAAGAUGCAUUAUAUGGUGUAGGAGACGAUCUUAAAGUAAAAAAAGUUUCGGCUAAUUUUUGCUUUUCGUAUCUGAAAGAACUGAACCUUUCUCUUGAUGAUCUUGAAGUGAAGGCGAUAAGCAUCGGUGAAAUUGAGGCUUUGAGCCUCCUUGGAGCUUGUGUGACAUCAAACUUUACCUUAACUAGUGGACUCAAACACUUCUUGAAUGUGCCAAAACAAGAAUCCACUUUGACAUAA